AUGGCCAAACUUCUGGUCUCUCUGCUGGCAUUGCCGUUUUUGGCGGGCGCCCUUCCCGCAGACGGAUUUGCGGCACGGGCAGAUCGCAGUCACAACGCCGCAACUUUCAACGUUUCGCAGUUUGUCCCUGACGACUCGUACAAGCCUCAGAAGACUGGAAUCCCAUUCACAUUGCUCGAUACUUCCAUUCAGCCAUGGGUUAAGCUUAACCAGCCAUCAAAGACAGCCGCCGCUGCGGAGAUUGCUGCUGCGACUGCUUGCACUCCUUUGACAGCAGCAAAUCCAUCCACUUGGUGGUACGAAAGCAUUACCCAUGAUGGGUUGUCGUCUUUCAUGUCUUCGGAAUAUAGGAGCGAGUAUUCUGUGUUCCGUAAUGUCGUGACCGACUAUGGCGCAGACAACACUGGUGCUACUGAUGCAUCUGUUGCUAUUCAGAACGCUAUUAACGCCGGUCCCUCAAAUGGUGGCCCUGCCAGAGGCUCCGGAAGCUACGGCACAACUGGUCAACCCGCUGUGGUCUACCUCCCUGCUGGAACUUACUUGAUGUCCGGCAGUCUCCAACUGCUUGUUGGAACCGUACUUGUCGGUGAUCCCAUCAAUCCCCCAACUCUCAAAGCUGCUUCCAGCUUCCCCAAUGAUCAUAUCAUCUAUGCCAAAGACCCGAACUAUGGUGGAACCAUCAACUUCUACAUCGGCAUCAAGAACAUCAUCAUCGAUUCCACAGCAGUUGACGGCGCAACAAGUAUUGCGCUUCUCGACUGGACCGUUAGUCAGGCUACCCAGCUGGCCAACGUUGUCUUCAACAUGCCCGAUUAUUCCACUGGUCACGUUGGUGUCACUUCACAAUACGACUCCAACAGCAACAUCAUCCUCAACGACCUGACUUUCAACGGUGGUGCGUACGGACUGAAACUCUCCGGCCAGCAAUGGAUUCUCAAAAACAUCAAGACAAGCGGCACUACCACCGGUAUCUCUGCCGGCGGUUUCAGCGUCGUUUGUCAGGCAUGCUCCUUUCAAUAUGCCGCAACCGGUAUUGAUGCCACAGGCGUAUCCGGUACUGUCACUGUGAUUGACUCCUCUGGAUUGGAUCUUGGUGUCUUCCUAAAGGGCACGAACAGCGGUGGUGCUGGCAAUUCUGUGGUUCUUGAGAAUGUUUCGUACAGCGGAACUACCGUUCAAAUGAGCGGUAGCACGGUUUUGUCGGGCAGUGUUACUGAUACUUGGGUUUACGGUGACUUGUAUUCCAGCGGCAGCUCUAGCGGUGGCCGCGUCACUGGUCAAACCGUGACAACUCCUCGCUCUUCCUCACUAUUGUCUGGCGGCAGCUACUUCAUCACAGAGAAGCCUCUCACAUUCCAGGAAUACUCAGUCGACCAGGUCCUCAACAUCAAAACCGUGUCCGGCUUGCCCGUUUAUGGUGACGGUGCUACCGACGACACUGCCAAUAUCAACUCUAUCCUGUCCCAAUACGCUGGAUGCAAAGUCAUUUAUUUCCCCGCUGGAACUUACAUUGUGACUAACACUAUUCUCAUCCCGGCCGGCUCGCGUAUUUAUGGUGAUGCGUAUGGAACAGCUAUCUCGGCCAUUGGCUCCAACUACUACAACCCUGAUUCACCGGGCAUUAUGGUUCAGGUCGGAAAUUCGGGCGAUGUCGGUGUUGCUCAGAUUGUCGAUAUGAUUUUCACGGUUGCCGAUGUUCUUCAAGGCUGCAAACUGGUCGAAGUGAACAUCGCAGGCUCCAGCCCUGGCGACGUCGGAUUCUGGAACUCCCACUUCCGUAUUGGCGGCGCUGCAGGUAGCAAAGUCGAAACGAACUGCGGCGGUAGUCCCGAUCAAUGCAAAGCAGCCUGGGGUCUGAUCCAUCUCACCAGCACAUCCUCUGCCUACAUUGAGAAUAUGUGGGGAUGGACUGCAGACCACGACUUGGACGGAGGCAAUGGACAGACCAUCUCAACUGGCCGCGGUAUGCUUGUAGAGGCUACCAAGGGAACGUGGCUCGUGGGCACGGCUAUGGAGCAUCACACCUUGUACCAAUAUAACUACAACGGAGCACAGAACGUCGUUUCUACUUUCCAGCAAAGUGAAACACCCUACUGGCAAGGCCCCGGCAACGACAUCGCCCCCGUCCCCUGGAGCGCCAACCUCAUCACCUCCGACCCGAGCUUCCAGUCCUGCGCCUCCGGCGACAGUCUCUGCGGCAUGGCCUGGUUUGAGCGCAUCUCCGACUCGUCAAACCUGUUUCUGUACAACGGUAUGGUAUGGACAUUUUUCAACAAUAAUGGUGGUUGCAAUGGCGAUUGCCAGCAGAAUGCGAUCAACAUCCUUGAUUCGAGCGCGCUGUACAUCUAUGGGCAACAAGUAAAAUCUGUGACGAAUAUUUUCUUAGAGAGUGGUGCGGCGAUUGCGACGGAGAGUGCGAAUGGUGGUGGUUGGGGAGGGAAUAUUGCUGCUUAUUUGCGUGAUUCAUAG
Molecule: messenger RNA, 2469 nt
Organism: Talaromyces amestolkiae
Lineage: Eukaryota; Fungi; Ascomycota; Eurotiomycetes; Eurotiales; Trichocomaceae
Exons: 6
Coding region: 1-2469 (822 amino acids)
Molecular function (GO): polygalacturonase activity
Source: RefSeq, a predicted model, not a curated record